Bombina bombina (fire-bellied toad) is the source of this 2422-nucleotide messenger RNA. It is a transcript of the gene PRPF19, whose product is annotated as pre-mRNA processing factor 19. Gene Ontology annotation, cellular component: U2-type catalytic step 1 spliceosome; cytoplasm; Prp19 complex. The transcript is spliced from 16 exons. Gene Ontology annotation, biological process: mRNA splicing, via spliceosome; DNA repair; protein ubiquitination. Bases 195 to 1709 code for a protein of 504 amino acids. The record is from RefSeq and is a predicted model, not a curated record. Gene Ontology annotation, molecular function: protein binding; ubiquitin protein ligase activity. Lineage: Eukaryota; Metazoa; Chordata; Amphibia; Anura; Bombinatoridae.
AAUAGACCCAGAAGUGCCUUGUAGACGUUGGCGGCACGCUGCUAUAGUCCUUGGCUCGGUAAAAUAGAUCGAAUCCAAUAAGGGUAUCUUCUAAAUAUAACGUUCGCUGCUGAACCUGGUCACAGGAUCUAAUAGUUUGUGGUACUUGAGCUAGAGAACUAACCAAUCAGUGAUCAGCGCAAGAAUAGUGCGCCAUGUCCCUGACCUGCUUCAUCAGUAAUGAGGUCACCGACCGUCCCUGUGUGUCACCUAUCUCGGGUCAUGUAUUUGAUCGUCGUCUCAUUGAGAAAUAUUUGGCUGAAAAUGGAACAGAUCCGGUGACAAAUCAGCCACUGAGUGAGGAUCAGCUGAUUGACCUCAAAGUUGCUCACCCAAUUCGGCCCAAACCACCAUCUGCAACCAGUAUUCCAGCCAUCUUGAAGUCUUUGCAGGAUGAAUGGGAUGCAGUGAUGCUCCACAGUUUCACUUUGCGCCAGCAGCUACAGACCACUCGUCAAGAGCUGUCACAUGCGCUCUAUCAGCACGAUGCUGCUUGUCGUGUCAUUGCUCGUCUUACCAAGGAGGUGACAGCAGCUCGUGAAGCUCUGGCAACUCUGAAGCCUCAGGCUGGUAUCUCUAUACCUCAGGCCAACCCGACCCCACAAGCUGGUGGAGCAGGUGCUGGGGAGGCCAUGGAUCUUGGAGAAUUGGUUGGAAUGUCUGCAGAGAUCAUCCAAAAGCUUCAAGACAAAGCAACUGUCCUCACCACGGAGCGUAAGAAGCGUGGUAAGACCGUUCCGGAGGAUCUGGUAAAACCAGAAGAACUCAGCAAAUACCACCAGGUCUCUUCUCAUGUGGGUCUCCACAGUGCGAGUGUUCCUGGCAUCUUGGCUCUGGAUUUGUGUCCCACAGAUACCAACAAAACUCUCACUGGUGGGGCAGAUAAAAGUGUUGUGGUGUUUGAUGCCCACUCGCAGCAGAUUCUUGCCACUCUUAAAGGUCAUACUAAGAAGGUCACAAGUGUUGUUUUUCACCCAUCACAAGAAUUGGUGUUUUCUGCUUCUCCAGACACCACAAUACGAGUCUGGUCUGUUCCUGAAGCCACUUGUACUCAGGUGCUGAGAGCUCAUGAAGGGGCAGUGACUGGUCUAAGUCUUCAUGCUACUGGAGAUUAUCUGUUGAGCUGCUCAGAUGAUCAGUACUGGGCAUUCUCUGAUGUCCAUGUUGGACGAAUUCUCACCAAAGUUACUGAUGAGACAUCUGGCUGCGCUCUCACGUGUGCUCAAUUCCACCCUGAUGGUCUAAUUUUUGGCACUGGUACCAUGGAUUCACAAAUUAAGAUCUGGGAUCUAAAGGAACGUUCUAACGUAGCUAAUUUCCCUGGGCACUCUGGUCCUGUCUCAUGUAUAGCAUUUUCAGAGAAUGGGUAUUAUCUGGCAACUGCAGCUGAUGACUCUAGCGUCAAACUUUGGGAUUUGCGGAAACUGAAAAACUUCAAGACCCUGCAGUUGGAUGAAGGAUACCAAGUGCAUUCUCUGGUAUUUGAUCAGAGUGGUACAUACCUGGGUGUUGGAGGAACAGACAUACAGGUUUACAUUUGCAAGCAGUGGGCUGAGAUUCUUCAUUUUACAGAACACAGUGCUCUUACAACCGGCUUAGCUUUUGGCCAAAAUGCAAAGUUCUUGGCGUCUACAGGAAUGGAUCGAAGUUUGCGCUUCUACAGCCUUUGAGCUAUAAAUGUAUCUAUAGCACAUGGUUCUUGUUGCCAUGUGACUCCCACACUUGUGACACAGCUCGUGUAACCUGCUUAUAACUUGUGACUUGUGUAACACGCUUACAACGUGCGUGUGCUGCAACAUAGCUGCAGGAGCUAUUUGUGAAAUAUUGGGAGUGUAGCAUUUGUGUCCAGCAAUCGCUCUACAGCCACUCAACACACUCGCAACGUGAAACCAUUCUUAAGUCUCCUCUUUACAUGAAUGCACGUGAAGCUGUCAGAGUAACGCUCUAUUCUUGCCGUGUGGUUCCAAACAUGUACAUUGCAGGUGUGUAGCAUGUUCAGUAGUUUAAUCACCGGGGUUAACAUUUCCCCUGCAAGAAACCCAGUGAAUAUUGUUGAGCGCCUCCAUACCUGAAACAAACCUUUCCCUUUAACAUCUUAUUUGCUUGAGUGAAAUCUCAAUCUUCUCUCCAGUUUUUCAUUAUCCUUAAACUUUUUCCUCCUUUUUUUUUUUUUUUUUUUUAAACAAAACCUCCUCUUUGUCAGAUCUUGUACUUAAAGGAAUUUUAUUUUUUUAGCCUACCCUGUUCUUUUCUCAAAUUUUCAGCCAUCUCUUUCAUUACUAUCUCUUCAUAUUUUCUUCUCUAACUAAUCUUACUUUCUGCAGUUUGUAAUGUUUAUUUUUGGUAUUUUGUAUUUCUUAGUAAUAAAAAAUGAUUUACAAAA